Molecule: messenger RNA, 1692 nt
Organism: Thunnus maccoyii (southern bluefin tuna)
Lineage: Eukaryota; Metazoa; Chordata; Actinopteri; Scombriformes; Scombridae
Exons: 4
Coding region: 77-1093 (338 amino acids)
Source: RefSeq, a predicted model, not a curated record
UUCUCUGCUGAUCCUCUCAAGCUCUGUCAGGUUGGAUGGAGACCGUAAGUGGACAGCCAUUUUCGGGUUUCUAGAGAUGGUCGAUUGGGUUCAGGCAAUGGUUCUUGCUUCUCUGGCAGAACAUUCACUCCCUUUCAUUAUGGCACCUGUGGUUAUGGAACUGGCACAGACGUUGGCUGUUGCACUAAGCAGAAUGAAGCUGUCAAGCACAUCAGCAUCUUAUAAAGUGGUCAGUGGAUUGUGGCAGAUCAUCACUGAGAGGAUCUUCAGCAACACACAGAAGCAUCCAUUUUCCAUUAACCUUGAUGAAAGUAACUCCAAUGGUGAUAAAAAGGUGCUUUCCAUCCUGGUUAUCUACUUCAACCCAGAGAGGAAGACCAGUGAUGUUGAGCACCUUAGGUCUUUUGAAAUCUUGAAGAUCACUGCAGGCAUUCUGGAAAAGGCUGUGGAUAAGUUCUUCAAAGAUAACAACAUCCCAUGGUCCAACCUUGAUGACAGAUUCCUGUGGUGUCAUUCAAGGCACCAAGAUGGAUCUGGAAACAAGAGCGUGACAGAACUACUGCCUAAAGCUUCAAAGAGGUUUUCAGAUUCUUUCAACAACCAUCUAGAACAGCUUUUCUGUGACCUUCAUGCUGAUCACCAGUGGGCUUCUGACCAGGCUUACCUCCAAGAGGUAUGUGAAUAUCUGAAAAUUCCUGGAUCAACUCCCAAGGGAUUUGUCCAGCAGGGUUGGCUGUCAGCUUAUGAUGUUGGCAUCGGCACUCAGACAAUGCUUCCUGCCUGCAAAGUCCUGUACUACGGGUUCAUGGAUGAAGAAGACAAGGCCCUCUACAAGGAACCUUCGGAACAACUCUAUGCCAAUCACAGUGUGAACGAAAAGGCCCAGAGACGUAUUCAGUCUUUUCAGAGUGACCUCAGCAGGAAAGCUGCUGAAGCCCUUCAUAGACCGAGUAUUUCAGGCAUACACUGCAUGUGGGAAAUACAUGCAGAAAAACCUGCUACUGGAGAGCAGGACCCUGCAGUGCCUGUCUGCUGUCGACCCAGUUGCAAGGGGGCACUCACAGACUGUAUGUUAGCUGAGAAAACUAAUUGAGAUGUUGGGCCAGUUUCUACCUGGUAAUGUGGAUGCUCACCGAGAGGUUCUGCAGUAUGCCAUGGACCAGAGCCAGUCCACUUUUAAGGAAGGGGACAAUGCUGUAAGAUGGUUGGCUACUAUCUUUGAGACCAGAAGAUAUCCGGCUCUCAGCCAAGCAGUGAAGGCUGCAUUGUCAGUGCUCCAUGGGCCGCUGGUGGAAACCUCUUUCAUUCUCAUGUCAGACAUCAUCAACCCGAGAAGCACCAGCAUGAACAUUUCCACACUCACUGCAAUCCAAACUGUGAAACACACCCUGCCAACCCGGAAGCUGACGGCAGUGGAAAUGUUCAAAAGAGAAGACAUUAAGUUUGGGCCAGUGGACACGAGGAUGUGCCACAACAUGACAUCAGUGGGCACCAAGGACAAAGCUCUGAUACAGCAAGCAGCUCUGAGGGAGAGAGAGCACAGGAGCGAGUUUAACUGCCAGCCAUGCACAAGUGCUGCUGAAGCAAGACGAGGCAUGGCUGAGCAGGAAAAGCUGGAGCAGCGCAAACGUGCAUGUCAAACACUUGUACAGGAAAGAGAGUUUUUAAAAAAUCAGAAAGAAAAGCAUGAUG